Messenger RNA from Colletotrichum karsti, 582 nucleotides. RefSeq lists its product as uncharacterized. Lineage: Eukaryota; Fungi; Ascomycota; Sordariomycetes; Glomerellales; Glomerellaceae. The transcript is spliced from 2 exons. The coding region runs from base 1 to 582 and encodes 193 amino acids. The record is from RefSeq and is a predicted model, not a curated record.
AUGAUCUCGCUCGCGAAUCAGCUGCAGCUCCGGCGCUCGCAAGACGACGCGGCCGAACCCGAUCCCGAGACAAACCACCUCAUUCCUGCUCCGCGGAAGCGCCAGCAUCGUGUCCGAGUCCAAGGCCGAUUGGCGGUCGUCCGCAGCGUUUCCACCGUGAAUCUGCGGCCCGCCGCCUCGGUGCUGCCAUCCCCGGUCCGCUCGAGCGGGACGACGACGACGACCCCGGCGACCCCAAGAUUCGAGUCAGGCGUGGCAGGGAGCACGGUUCCGCCCGUGAGACGGAGGAGGAGUUUGGACGAUGCGGAUAGCGAAACCGAGGAGGAGCAUGACGUGAAGGAGACGGCGGUGAGGGAUCGUCAAUUCAGGGGGACGGCCGACCGAAGUCUACGGCUCGACGAAAUCGACAUCUUCUUCCACAUCAUCGCGAUUUUCGACGUUUCAUUCAGGGCCGUCGGAGGGGUCCGACAGGAGAGCGUGGUUACGGGAACUCUUUGGACGGAGCGAAGCCCGAAAGGGCAAGGGAGUUGCGGCGUGACGGCGAUCAACACGGCCACUGAUGCACGUAAAAUCUUGCUGUAA